Molecule: messenger RNA, 295 nt
Organism: Hyalella azteca
Lineage: Eukaryota; Metazoa; Arthropoda; Malacostraca; Amphipoda; Hyalellidae
Product: intraflagellar transport protein 80 homolog
Exons: 2
Biological process (GO): cilium assembly
Cellular component (GO): centrosome; cilium; intraciliary transport particle B
Source: RefSeq, a predicted model, not a curated record
CGACUUCGGCAAGAGCGCGGUGAUCGACCAGUUCGUGGACGCGCGCGUGAUCGUGCGCCGCGGCGACGGUAGCCUCGUGACCGCGUCAGUGUCGCCGUACCCCGCCCUGCUGCACUCCUACGUCCUCGCCAGGAAGUGGGACGACGCGCUCAAACUCGCUCGCUUCGUCAAGGAAGACCUGGUGUGGGCUGUGCUGGCUGGCAUGGCCACCGCCGGCAGGAACCUGGAGACUGCGGAGGUCGCUUACGCUGCCAUCAACGAGACUGACAAAGUCCAUUACAUCAACAAAAUCAAG